Messenger RNA from Mesorhabditis belari, 1602 nucleotides. NCBI's taxonomy places the organism in Eukaryota, Metazoa, Nematoda, Chromadorea, Rhabditida, Rhabditidae. The record is from the annotation of a GenBank genome assembly.
AUGAAGAAGAUGGGGAGGAAAAGGAAACAAACAAACGAUCAAAAGAUGGAGCCGAUUUUGACGGAGAACUCCAAAGGAAAGGUGUCUUUCGCGGAGAAGCUUUCAAGAUUGGAUUGGCGUGACAUUGAACGUGGCGAUUUCAACAAGGAAAUCCGUUUGGACCUUUCGGAUCGCCUCUUUAGCUGGGAGAAAGUCGUGAAAGAUGGUGACAACGCGAUCAUACCGGCUUUCCACUUUCAACACCCCUAUGCCCCCUUGAUGGAAGAUUUCUGCCAACAUCUAGGAAAACUUGUGUUCUCUUUGCGUUGGUCGACUCACAAAAUGAAAGACACGGGCGAGCCGGUUGGUGUCUUUUGGCCAGUGAUUGUACACGAGAUUAAAGGAUUAUACCUUCGAGUGCAAUUUUUCGGGGACUCGGAUGAGGAUUUGGACGAAUUGUAUUGGGUGAAUUUGUUAUCCGAGGAAUUGAAACCAUUUGACGGCGAUUUGAAAGCGCUCCUUUUCGUCGCUCCUCCACACAUUAAAAAGACGAUGGGAUUGGUUAAACUUGAGGAUCAAGUCGCUUAUCUCGAAAGAAAUAUGGAAGGUUUGGAAUUGAUGCAAACCCCCCAAUCUUUUCUCAAAAAGCGCAAGAAAAUGCUUUGUGGCAAUAAAUAUCGGGAGGGUGAACGCGUCGAGCUUUUGGACAAUCUGAAUUCGGAUCGUGUUCGUGUGGCCGUGGUUCAACAAGUGCGUGGACGUCGAGCUAAUUUUAAAGUGUUGUCUGAAUAUUAUGAUGUUGACGCGGAUUCAAGGAAAAACGACGAAGAUCGACAGUAUGAAACUGAUCACACUUGGAUCGACGAAUCAUCACCACUCAUUUUCCACGUCGGAUGGGCUGCACUAGCGGAUUAUACAUUGGAAGUGAGCGACAAGGCAGACUAUCGAGACCAUGCACGCCGGGUAGCGCAACAUAUUGAUCAGAAAAAAUCCCUAAACUACUUCGCUGAUGAUGCCACUUUGUCCAAAACGAUGAGCGAUUGCAGAUCUGAUCCAAAAUAUGAAGACUUUCAAGUCGGUAUGAAACUCGAAUUUCUCGAUUGGCUCGACGCUGAUAUGCUGAACUGUCUCAAAGUUGGCACGAUUAUUAAAAUUUUGCCGAACAAUUACCUAUUGAUUGAAAGUGACGAAGGAAAGCGCGACGAUGUGUUGCCCGUUCACGCGAGUUCCGCAUACAUUUUUCCGCCUGAUUACGCCUACAAACAUGAGAUUCCGCUUUUUGAUCCGCAAGCUAAAAAGGCGGUUAAAAACUUUAACUGGAGCGACUAUUUGGAAAGGACGAAGUCGAAGCCAGCGCCGUCAUCGCUUUUUCACGAGACUCCCGAAAUCCGAAAGUUGGAGGAGAUUUUCCCGAUUGGUUCUCAUCUUGAGGCAUCAUGUCACAACGAGUCGCACCUCUACUUUCCGUCAAAAGUGAAGGCGAUUCACGGACGACUCAUCGAAGUCCAAUACCUUGGCUACUCUGAGGAAUACACUGAGCUUUUCGAUUACAAAAGUUCCGAUUUGUUCCCAGUUGGACACAGUGAAGGUUUUGGUUUAACGCUUCUUGCCCCCCAAGACAAA